Scomber scombrus (Atlantic mackerel) is the source of this 1873-nucleotide messenger RNA. RefSeq names its product cocaine esterase-like. The record is from RefSeq and is a predicted model, not a curated record. The transcript has 13 exons. The coding region runs from base 28 to 1719 and encodes 563 amino acids. Lineage: Eukaryota; Metazoa; Chordata; Actinopteri; Scombriformes; Scombridae.
GCUAACAGAGUGUUUCAAUCUGCAGAGAUGACAGCCAUGAAGUUCCAGGCACACCAAACUCUCUUCUUUCUAUUCUCUGUUUUAUUUAUACAUGUUGCUGCAGAACUCACUGCACCUGAUGUCCAUACAAAGCUUGGGAGCCUGAGAGGUGAGUAUGUGAGUGUAAAGGGGAAAGACAUUGGAGUCCAUGCCUACCUGGGUGUCCCAUUUGCUAAGCCGCCUGUAGGCCCUGCUCUGAGACUGGCUGCACCUCAGCCUGUAGAGGGAUGGGAAGGAGUGAGAGACGCCACCCAGCAGCCGCCCAUGUGUAUUCAAAAUACACAGUUUCUCACGGAUCUGAUUGAUAAACUCGGUGGCAUGUCGGCAGUUCUCCCAGAUAUUUCAGAAGAUUGUCUUUACCUCAACAUUUACACUCCUGCAACCAGAGCUCAUGAUGCCAAACUCCCAGUCAUGGUUUGGAUCCAUGGUGGUGCAUUUAGUAUUGGGUCAGCUUCAUUGUAUGAUGGCUCAGCCUUGGCUGCUUACCAGGACGUGGUUGUAGUUCUAAUCCAGUACCGCUUGGGACUUCUGGGCUUUCUCAGCACAGGAGAUGAGCACAUAUCAGGGAACUUUGGCCUGCUGGACCAGGUACAAGCAUUGAGGUGGAUCCAGCAGCACAUUCACAACUUUGGAGGAGACCCAACUUCAGUCACUGUAUUUGGGGAGUCUGCAGGUGGAGUGAGCGUGUCCCUCCUGCUUCUCUCACCAAUGUCUGAUGGCCUGCUCCACCAAGCCAUUGCAGAGAGUGGCACUGCUGCAAUGGAUGCGAUCAUAACAAAUGAUCCUCUACCAAUAACGCAGGUCGUGGCAAAUGCAUCUGGAUGUAUCAUCGAAAGCACAGAGAAGAUGGCUGAUUGUAUGAGAAACCUCGAUAUUGAUACUAUUAUGACCAUUGGGCAGGAUGAAAAUCUACAAUUUAGUGUAACUGUUGAUGGACACUUUCUGACAAGACCCGUGGAUGAGCUGUUCCAAAAACACGAACUUCUUACUGUACCGUUCAUGACUGGUGUUAACAAUGAUGAAGGGGGCUGGUUAUUACUUGAUUUCUUUGCUCCUCCAAAUUGGACAGAGGGAAUGGAUCGGGAGCAGGGUGUGAACAUACUGUCCUUAUUCUUCCCUGAUCCCAAAGAUGCAAUCGUCAGAGAUCUGAUGGUAGAUGAAUAUAUUGGAACUGGUGAAGAUCGUGUGAAAAAUAGAGAUGGCUUUACUGAGAUGAUUGGAGACUUCUUGUUCACCAUUCCAGCCAUUAAGACUGCAAAUGCUCACAGAGAUGCAGGCGCUCCUGUGUACCUGUAUGAGUACCAGCAUUCUCCCAAAUUCUUGCAGGCAAAAAGGCCAAGCUUUGUUGGGAGUGACCAUGGAGAUGAAAUCUUUACAGUAUUAGGAUACUGCUUCACUACCACUCAUGCCAAAUUAGCAGAUGCAUGCCCAGAAGAGGAGGAACAGUUGAGCAGAGCCAUGAUGAGCUACUGGGGAAACUUUGCUCACACGGGGUCUCCUAAUGGUCACGGCCUGGUCCACUGGCCAAAGUAUGGAGUAGAUGAAGAAUACCUGGCAAUUGAUAUAAAGGAGCAGGUAAUUGGUCAGAACCUGAAGAGGGAUCGCUUCAUCUUCAUGACUCAGACCCUCCCAGAGAAGAUCCAACAGCAUGAAGAGAAGAUGGAUCGCAACGAGCUGUAGAGCAUUCACCUCUCAUCUUUCUCUGUUCCAUCAACACUUUUUUCAUUCCUUUUCAUUAGUAAGCUGGAUAGCGUAAGCCUUAUAUAAGCUUCAGGUGGACCUUUGAGUAAAUUUUUCCAGGAAAGAGGACUGUGGAUUUUGACUGUCAUCACUC